Molecule: messenger RNA, 1686 nt
Organism: Theobroma cacao (cacao)
Lineage: Eukaryota; Viridiplantae; Streptophyta; Magnoliopsida; Malvales; Malvaceae
Product: serpin-ZX-like
Molecular function (GO): serine-type endopeptidase inhibitor activity
Source: RefSeq, a predicted model, not a curated record
UCAAGUGUUCAACACGGAUUCUCUCCUACGCGGCAAAGCCGCGACGGUCCCAUUUCACAAUAUUAAAUAUUCAGCUGUCCUGCUUAAAGAUAACGGUCCUUGUUUCGGCUCGGCUUUGUCGAAGACUUGAGCUAAAACCUAAGUGAAGUAAAAGGGCUAACUUUGUUCUCGACUUGUUUGUGUUUUAGAUUCCGACAAUGGAUCUCCGUGAAUCGAUCAGGAGGCAAACCGACGUAACCUUAAGCCUGACGAAGCACGUGCUCCAGACCGAAGCCAAGGACUCCAACCUUGCCUUCUCGCCGCUGUCGAUCCACGUGGUGCUCAGCAUGAUCGCGGCUGGCUCUACGGGCCCAACCCUCGACCAGCUCCUCUCUUUCCUCAAGUCAGCAUCCAACGACCACCUCGGCUCCUUCUCCUCCGAGCUCGUUUCCGUUGUGUUCGCCGACGGUAGCCCCGCGGGUGGGCCCCGGUUGUCGUUUGCCAACGGGGUUUGGAUCGACAAGUCUCUCCCUCUCAAGCCUUCUUUCAAACAGGUUGUGGAUAAUGUCUACAAGGCUGCUUCUAAUCAAGUCGAUUUCCAAACCAAGGCUGUUCAAGUGGCUGGUGAAGUGAAUUUGUGGGCAGAAAAGGAGACCAGUGGUCUUAUUAAACAACUUCUUCCGCCAGGGUCGGUUGAUGGUUCAACCAGGCUUAUAUUUGCUAAUGCACUUUACUUCAAAGGAGCUUGGAAUGAAACGUUCGAUGCGUCAAAAACAAAAGAAAAUGACUUCUACCUUGUAAAUGGAAGCUCUGUUAAGGCACCUUUUAUGACCAGCCAAAAGAAGCAAGCCGUUGGUGCGUAUGAUGGUUUCAAAGUCCUAGGGCUUCCGUAUAAACAAGGUGGAGAUAAGCGUCGUUUCUCCAUGUAUUUCUUUCUUCCAGAUGCAAAAGAUGGUCUGCCGGCUUUGGUAGAGAAAGUGAGUUCUGAAUCUGGUUUCUUGGAACGCCACCUGCCAUAUGAACCAGUUAAAGUGGGUGAAUUCAGGAUUCCAAGAUUCAAGAUUUCAUUUGGAUUCGAAGCUUCUGAAGUUCUGAAGAGAUUAGGACUUGUAUUGCCUUUCUCUGGUGAAGGAGGUUUGACAGAGAUGGUGGAUUCGCCUUUGGGUCAAAGCCUGUAUGUUUCAAAUAUAUUCCAUAAAUCUUUCAUUGAAGUUAAUGAAGAAGGGACAGAAGCUGCAGCUGCUUCUGCUGGUGUUAUAAGACUCAGGGGUGUGCUUGUUGAGGAAAAAAUAGAUUUUGUGGCUGACCAUCCAUUCCUCUUCCUGAUCAGGGAAGAUGUGACUGGAGUUGUUCUGUUCAUUGGGCACGUCCUCAAUCCUCUUGAAAGUUGAUAAAUCUGUUCUGAUCCUUAUGUAGGAAAAUGUGUACGAGGAGGAUAACUAGCUGAACAAAUGGAAGAUUUGUGGUUAUUUUAAGCAUCCGGUUGAUGUGUUGUAGUUUGCAUAUGCCAGAGCCUAGUGCCGCUUAAGUGGUUGUGUAGUCUAACCCGUGUGACUUAUGCUUUCUUGUAAGUUUCCUUUUCGUUUCCUAUGUCUUUGCUGUUGAUCCCAGUAGGUUAUAACAAUAAACUACUUGUUGUUCCCAUUAGAAAUACAUUCUCAUGGCUUUUGACUUGUUGAAUACUUAAAGCUUAGCUCUCCUCUCUUA